Messenger RNA from Adineta steineri, 753 nucleotides. NCBI's taxonomy places the organism in Eukaryota, Metazoa, Rotifera, Eurotatoria, Adinetida, Adinetidae. The record is from the annotation of a GenBank genome assembly.
AUGGCACUUGAUUAUCAAGAUAAAUCUAAUCCUUUAGCUCAUUCAAAUUUGGUUCUUAUCUAUAAUAAUAUGGCUGAAGUACACAAAGUGAUGAAACAAUAUUCAGAUGCUUUGAAUAUUCUUGAAAAACUUUCGACUACUUAUAAACGAUCAUCAGUUCUUUACGAUUAUCCAACUAUGUCUAUUAUUUAUAUAAGUAAGGCUGAAGUAUAUUUUGAUAUGGGAUCUUAUUCGGAAGCAUUGGAACUAUUUCGAAAAGUAUCUAAUAUGUAUAAAUGUUGUCAUCCACAAAAUUUUAUCGAUAUAGCUAAUGUUUAUAAUCGCAUUGGUGAAAUCUAUCAAAGAUGGGACAAGCAUCUCAAGGCAUUCGCAUACUAUGAACAAUCACUUAAAAAUUAUCAUAUUGCAUUUAAUAUUUUAUUCAAACAAUUACCAAUGAAUGUAUCAAAUUUAGCUAUACUCUAUAGUAAAAUAGCUCAUGUACAUACAAAUAUGAACAAUUAUUCAAUGGCACUUACACUGUAUCAAAAAUCACUUGAAAUCUUAGAAAGAUCUUUCCAGUUCAAACAUCCAGACUUAGCAUCGACAUACGCAAAUAUUGGUCACAUAUAUAAAAAUAUGGGUAAACAUGACAAAGCACUUAUAUCAUACAGACAAGCUAUGAAAAUCGCACGGCAAUCAUUGCCUGAAAAUCAUCGUCAUUUUCUAAUAUAUCAAAAAUAUGUUACGGAAUUUCAACAAACGUUUCAAUGA